Molecule: messenger RNA, 2069 nt
Organism: Tuber aestivum (summer truffle)
Lineage: Eukaryota; Fungi; Ascomycota; Pezizomycetes; Pezizales; Tuberaceae
Source: the annotation of a GenBank genome assembly
CUUCCACGGCAAGGGUUCCCUUCACUGGCUUCUAAAAUUUAACAGCUGCGUUGUUGCCCCUACUUCUGCUUUCCCAGUCCUCUCCCAGUGAACGCUCGUAAACCUCUCCCUAGCUGCUUAACUCAAGCGGAAUUUAUCCCCAUGCGCCAACAAGGCGGCGCCUAAUGUCCACGGUAGAUACUUAUUAAAUGGCAGGCCUCUGACCUCUUCAUCUUUGCUUCCCCCUCUUUCGUUUUCUGCUCGUUUUGUCGAAUUGUCACCUGUUCUUGGCUCCUGCCCUGGAGGGAUCCCUUCUGAAGAUCAUCCUGUUUUUUCAUACUGCCCUGCCCCACGUUCUCUUUCUGCCCCGUGUCCAAUGCAUGAACCCCACAAGAUGGAAACCCUUCCGACUGAAGUCUUCAACGAGAUUCUCGAUCAAUUCGAGCCUGGCCUCCAUGAUCUUCCCCGAGCAAACCCGUGGGCUCGCCCACGACCCUACAAGCCUGAGCAUAUAGAUUCCAAACAAUAUUUUGCCCGUUUGCGAUUGGUGUCUAAGAGAUUCAGCGAGCUGGCUGCGCCGUAUCUUUUUAGGAGUAUAGGAUUAAGGUUCAAUUUGAAGAGCUUCGGCAGAUUGGAACGUCUGUCGGACCAGCCCAAGCUUGCAAAGCAUGUUAAGAAAUUUGUGUACCUGAUGCCGUAUCUCUACGUGGAAGGUAAGGUGGAAAGCUCUGCUCAGAUUACCGGGGUUUCUAAAAAUUGACACAGCGAUCCAGGAACCCAAGAUUUUGAGACCUUUAGAGCUGAUCGUGCCAUUCGCCUGCCCAAUAAACUCCGCCAGAUAAUGUUCGAGGACCGAGAACCCUUUUACUAUCCCACCGUGUACAAAGAACAGCAGGAUGUCAUGCGUGGAUCGUAUGAUCAGUUCGUUCUAAGGAAGGCAAUGAAAUCUUUUACAUCCCUACAACAAAUCCAACUCCUGUCUGUGAUGGUGCACAAGGACAUCGUUUUACGAAAUUUGGCUUCUAGCAUUGACAAUUGGGAAUUCAUCGACUGUCGCUGGAUCCCCGCGUGCAGCCAUGCGGUGGAGACAUUAUUGCUUGCAAUACUGUACGGGAAACCACCGGUUAAUUCAUUUUCGAGUCCGACGUUGAGCCCUCAGAGUUUGUUGGCGAUAGGCUCUGGGAUGCAACAAUCGGCGCUAGCGAGCUUUAAGCAACUAUCCCACCUGGAUGUGACCUUUGACGAGAGGCCCGACCGCAGCUACUUGGACACUGCCACGACCCAGCUGAGGGGUCAUAUAUCCCCAAUCUCUGAAUUCUUCAGGCAAUUUUGCAUGUGUACUGUGAACUUGACGACACUAUAUCUGAGAUUCACACCUGGACUGCCUGUACGGCUUCCGCUGGAAGACGUCUUUCACAAUACUGUUUGGAGCAAGUUACGGAUUCUCGGGAUAGGUUCGUGGAUGCUGAAGGCCGAGGAGGUUAUUGGCAUUGCCAAAAGACACCAGGGAACUUUGAAGGGGAUACGAUUAUCAGAGGUUUAUUUGGCGGAUGGGGACCGGUGGAGGGAUGUGGCGAUCGCACUAAACACACAUAUGAAGAAGCUCGACUGGGUGAGCUUUCAGGAUAUUGGCUAUGAGAGUGAAUACGUGCGGAAGGUGGCCUACGUCGAGACAUACAGCGACACAAGUAGUGAAGAAGAUGAGGACGACAGCCUGGAAAUGGACGCCGAAAGCAUUAGCAGUAGCAGCAGCCACGUACAUCCAUCACAGGCGGGGGACGACGUGAUAUACGGAAAUGUGUUCACGUCUUCGGAGGAUGCUGGGAUAUCAAGUGACACAAGUUCACUCGAUGGUGGUGCUAACGCUGGCGUGGGGGGUCUUGGAGAAAGGGAGGAAUGCGAGCCCGAUGAGGACCUGGAAGACUACGGCUUGACGGUUACUCAGGCUCAGAGAAAACAUUGGGAACGGUGGAUAGUUGGAAAAAAUGUAAAUACGGGUGAGCCGUACACACGGCCUCUAUAGCAGCAGGGGGGAGAGUUGUUUAGAGAGCUUAAUACAAAAACCGCCUCUGGCAAUUAUCUUCACCCGC